Molecule: messenger RNA, 3868 nt
Organism: Salmo salar (Atlantic salmon)
Lineage: Eukaryota; Metazoa; Chordata; Actinopteri; Salmoniformes; Salmonidae
Product: C-C chemokine receptor type 6-like
Biological process (GO): positive regulation of cytosolic calcium ion concentration; G protein-coupled receptor signaling pathway; cell chemotaxis
Cellular component (GO): external side of plasma membrane; membrane
Molecular function (GO): C-C chemokine binding; C-C chemokine receptor activity
Source: RefSeq, a predicted model, not a curated record
CGGUGAGGUUUCCACCUCCCAGGAGAGACACAACCAACCAGACUGAACCUCUCUAUCCUGAUCCCCACACACAGUAACUUCUGUCUGCAGAGAUCGUAAAGUAGCCAAACUAGUCUCUGUAGACAGACCGUUGCAUCAGGCAAUAUACCAAUGCUAGCUUACAUUGCUCCAAUGUCUGGGAUAUCCCAGACUAUAGCCUAACAGGAGUACUCUCAAAUCAAGUUAAUAUAUCUGGGCAUCCUAGCUUACAAGAUUGACCAGGCUUUGCCUGAUUUGAUUUAGAAGGCUUUAUUUUGGGCUUAACCUGACCAGAACAUUUUUCAUCAACUGUUUUGUAUCCUAGCAACCUGUCCUCUCAAGGGCUUGUCUACAGGUGAUAAACAUGGAGGUGCAUAAUGAGACGCAAACAGAUGAAUAUGAUUAUUAUGACCCAAAAGACUACACUGAAGGUUAUCCUGAUGAUAGCGAAACAGAAUAUAUCUGUAACCUUAAUCUCAACCGUGAUAUGGAGAUAGUCAUACAGACCUACGUCCAUUCCUUCAUCUGUGCAUUCGGUCUCUGUGGCAAUGCGUUGGUGAUUGUCACAUAUGCCUUCUACAAGAAAGCCAAGACCAUGACGGACGUGUACCUUCUGAACGUGGCUGUGGCAGAUCUGCUGUUCAUCGUGGCCCUGCCACUCAUCAUCUACAAUGAGCAGCAUGACUGGAGCAUGGGCUCAGUGGUCUGCAAGGCCCUACGAGGAGCCUACAGUAUCAACCUGUACAGUGGCAUGUUCCUGUUGGCUUGCAUCAGUGGAGACCGCUACAUCUCCGUCGUCCAGGCCAGGCGCUCCUUCGGCCUCCGCUCCCGGACCCUGAUCUACAGCCGCCUCAUCUGCACAGCCAUCUGGACACUGGCCAUAGCCCUGUCUAUCCCCACAGUCAUCUACAACGAGCGGGUUGAGGAGAACAACAGGUUGGGAAAGACUAUAGUCGUGUGCCAGGUGCAGUUCGAAAGUAACAAGACCGCCCGGCUGAUAAAAGUGCUGGUACCCAGUCUGCAGGUGACCAUGGGGUUCUUCCUGCCCAUCCUGGUCAUGGUCCUCUGUUAUGCCAGCAUCAUCUGGACCCUCCUGAGGGCCCACAGCACCCAGAGGCACAAGGCAGUGCGUGUGGUCCUAGCCGUGGUCGUGGUCUUCAUCGUGUGCCACUUGCCCUACAACAUGACCCUGCUCUACCACACAGUGGCUCUGUUCCAGCAGAGAGAGUGUGAGGGGGAGAAGGUCAUCCUCACCGCCCUCACCGCCACCAAGAGCGUGGCCUACCUCCACUGCUGCCUCAACCCCAUCCUGUACGCCUUCAUCGGGGUCAAGUUCAGGAACCACUUUAGGAAGAUCCUGGCGGAUCUGUGGUGCCUGGGCAGGAAGUACAUCUACCCCUCGGGUCGCUCCUCACGCAUGACCUCUGACCUCUAUAUCCCAACUCGCAAGUCCACUGACGGAUCCAACAACGAGAAUGGCUCCUCGUUCACCAUGUGAAGAUGGGUGUAGGUUGAGAUUGCCUCCAACUACUACGGGUGAUGAUAACAUGGUUAGUCAGGAAGUCCAGUAGUGACUGUUAUGUUCAAUAUGAGCAUUUGUUUGAUGCUGUAGCUACAGUACAUGGUAUUUGUCAUAUGGAUGCUGAUCAUUAUGUAUUGAAAUUGCUCUAAUGUCCAAUAUUCCUCUUUGCUUAUCAUUGCCAAUUUGUUUCACAGCAUGAUACUGCUUUUUGUCAAAAUAUAGCCAAGAAUUACUAAAACAUAAAAACAAUCAAAUAAAAAUGUACUGGAUGCAAUCUAAUAGAAUACAAUGACGCUAUGUGUCUUUAAAGUAAAUGUAUUUGUCUAGAACAGAUCUCAUCUCUCUAAAGUACAAAUAAGCAUUCACUAGUUCCAUGGGAUGUUUUGCAUAAACCAGUCUUUCAGUAAAAGUAAUGUGGUCCCAAAGGGGAGCUUUCCAAAUUAAAGUGUGUGGGCUACGGAGAGAUACAAAAUGCUGCAGUUUGAGGACAUAUGGUGGAGAGUGAUUCAGGAGCUGGAGAUGGGGGUGUGAGCAUGUGGGUCUGAGCAGGUGUGAUGUAGUUGAUGCUUGUGUGAUGUUGUCGUUUGUAUGUGUAAGUUUGUAUUGUUAAAAAAUAUAUAUAUACAGUACCAGUCAAAUGUUUGGACACACCUACUCAUUCAAGGGUUUUUCUAUAUUUGUACUAUAUUCUACGUUGUAGAAUACAAGUGAAGACAUCACAAUUAUGAAAUAGCACAUACGGAAUCAUGUAGUAACCAAAAAAGUGUUAAACCAACAUAUAUUUUAUAUUUGAGAUUCUUCAAAGUAGCCACCUUUUGCCUUGAUGAAAGCGUUGCACACUCUGUCCCGUGGCUCAAUUUACCCUAUAAGUUGUCUCAAGAGAACACAUUUUUGGGGAUAAGCUAUGUUUUCACAACUGUAAUGGUUACAUGACCUAUUUCCAGGGAUACACAACAUCCUGAAAUAUAUGUAGAUAUCUUUGUUAGAAAUAAUACUAUAUUUCCCUUGACGGAGUGUGCUGAAUUUAAAAAAUGCUUCAACUUACCCCACUCUCCCCUGAAGCCUUUGAAUACAGUAUACUGUAUUUACAAAAGCAAGCAUAGUACUCUCCCUUCUCUGUGCCCAUAAUCCCUACAAGACCCAUUAAGACCUUCCACUUUAUUUUCUUAACAUCCUGUUUUUUAUUAUAUUUAUAAGCUUUUCAGGUAAGACACCUUUGAACAACAAAUAGAGUUUUGGUUUGAGCAAAAUUAGAGGAGGGUAAGAGAAAAUAAAACAACUUCAUGCUAAGUUUCCACAUGAAAGCGUUCAAAGAUGAGCAGAGUCAAUAGGCAUAGAUAGAGUGGAGGAAGGGUAGCUAAAAGUGGAGACGACAACACAGCUGUACAACUGCGGUAUAAUUGGAAUGAUUUCAUAAUAGGAGAAGGUCUACAGUAUUUGUGUCACAGACGCCACCUAAUGAUGACACACUUCAACAAAAUCUAAUCAUAUAGACAGUCAAAGCAUCCUUAGGCUGCUUGAGAUACGUACUCAUUGUGAAUAGUGUAUUUUUGACUGAUUUCAGGUUCUCAUGACAAUCAGUGAUAUCAUAUGGUGUAUUAUAUGAGGUAUAGAUUCUAUCACAGUGUAUUAUAUGCACUAUAAACUAUAGCUAUAAAUAUGGCAGAAGAAUCGAAAAUGUGCUAUAUAGCAGUACAACAGACUCCAAGAGGAUAGAAAAUGCUUUGAGCAGUUCACCUCUUAUCUUCCUAAGAGAACAAUAUCUGUAGACAUGAAACUGUCUUCGAGCUGAGCUGUGAGCAGCAUUGUUUCGGUGGCUAUGUAGCUGUUGGUUAAUUACUGCAGUAGGCUAAAUCAGGGUCACACAGAGUGAUUCUUGGUAGUCUUAAACAAAUCUACUUUGAAACAAACUUAUACACCUCACACACAUGGUUAUGGGCUUAAAAAAAGAAGACACCUGUACCAUGUCAGAUAUUGUCACGGGUCCCUCCGGAAACUUUCAUUACGCACACCUGUCCCCUAUUCCCACUGAUUAGUACUUGUAUAAGUGUGCCCUUUGGUUCCAUUGGGCUGUAGAUUAUUGUUACAAUGUCCUUUGGUGCGCGUGAGUACCUGUGCAGUGUUGUUUUGGCUUUUGUGCCACUUGUAUUGUGCAGAUGAUUACGGUUUUCGUCCCCUGUGAUAAUCAUUGUGCGAUUGUGUAUUUAUUUGAGGUAGUCCUCGCUCUUUUGUUUGGGUUUCAACCCUGUGUUUUGUAUAGUGUUUGUUUGGUCUUCAUCCCCGUGCCUUUACACGGCACACCGUAAUUUGGGUGAAAUAAAAAAAUCU